AUGGCGAGCAACAUCAAGCCGUGCGUGGACCACCCCUCUUUCGUGUCCCACUGGGCGCCCAACCCGUCCACCGAGCGGGGGGACAACCUCGUCUUGGGCACGCACCCGAAGGAGUCCAAGAUCAUCUACCCGAGCGGAAAGUUCAUCGUGGUGAGGGACGUCAAGGAUCCCACCGACGUGUUCGUCUACCGCGGCCAUAACUCCAAGACCACGGUGGCCAAGUUCUCCCCGAACGGGUUCUGGGUGGCCUCUGCGGACAUCACCGGGAAGGUGCGAAUUUGGGCGUGGGACAACCCGGAACACCAGCUCAAGAUCGAAGUCUUCGGCCUGGGGGGCGCUAUCAAAGAUCUCGCAUGGGGGCCGGAGAGCAAGCGGAUCGUGUGCUGCGGGGCGGGCUCCGGGGUGAACGCUCGCGCGUUCAUGUGGGACACCGGGAGCAACCUCGGGGAGGUGGUGGGCCACAGCAAGCGGGUCAUCAGCUGCGACUACAGACAGGUCCGGCCGUACCGCAUCAUGACCGGGAGCGAGGAUCACCGGACGAUCUUUUACCAGGGGCCGCCGUUCAAGAUGGACCACUCCAACAACAACCAGCAUACCAACUUCGUUAACUGCGUGCGGUUCAGCCCCGACGGCAGCAAGAUCGCCACCUGCUCCUCGGACAAGAAGGUGUGGCUGUACGACGGGAAGACGGGAGAGCCGCUGUCCACCCUGGGCGAGGCAGCAGGCGCUCACGCGGGCUCGAUCUACUCGCUAGCCUGGAGCCCGGACUCAUCGUCCGUCGCGACGGCCUCCGCCGACAAGACCGUCCGCCUCUUCGACGCGGCCUCGGGCGCUUGCACGCACACGUGGAGCAUCUCCGACUCCCCGGGGGUCGGGGACAUGCAGGUGGCGGUGGCCUUCUGCGGCGAGCAGCUGGUCUCGGUCUCCCUCAACGGCAACGUCAACAUGCUCGACGCCGGCUCCGAGCGGCCCCGCGACGUGUACCAGGCCCACCAGGGGGCCAUCACCGCGAUGACCCGGAGCCCGGUGUCCGCGGGGGGCGGGGCCGCCGCAGGCAAGAUCUUGACGGGCUCCUUCACGGGGGUGCUGUGCGCGUGGGACCCGGCCACCGGCGGCGCGAAGCGGUGCACGGGAGGCAAGGCCGCCCCGGUCACCGGCGCCGUGCACAGCAACAAGAUCACCGGCAUCGCCGCCUGCUCGGCGGGCGUCGUGUCCGUCGGCUGGGACGACACCUUGCGGCUCGCUCCUCUCGACGGCGAGAGCGGCAGCGGUGGGGGCCCCGUGUUUACCGCGUCUGUCGGGACGACCGGCCAGCCUUGCGGCGUCGCCGCGAACGCGGACUCCGACCUCGUGGCCGUGGCCACCAACCAGGGAGUCACGCUCCUCCGAGGCACCACCCCCGCCGUCGGCCUGUCGGCGACGUACACGCCGUCCUCGAUCGCCAUGGCCCCCGGCGCCGGCGAGAUCGCGGUCGGGUCCAAGGAGGGGAAGAUCUACGUCUACGAGACGGCCGGCGACGAGCUGAGGGAGACCAAGGUCGUGGACGGCCACCGCGGGGAGGUAACCUGCGUCGCGUACUCCCCGGACGGGACCCUCCUCGCCGCCGGGGACGCCGCCCGCGAGGUGACGGUGUGGCGGGCGGGGGGAGACUGGGACGCCGAGGUGCGGGGGCUGUGGCAGUUCCACACGGCGCGCGUGGCGUGCCUGGCGUGGUCGCCGGAGGGAACCUACCUGGCGUCCGGUGGGCUCGACGAGAACGUGUUCGUGUGGAACCCGGCAAAGCCGAGGCGCCGCGUCCACUACACCUUCGCGAACAAGGACGGCGUGGAAGGGCUGGCCUGGCUGUCGGACGGGGUCGUGGCCUCAGCGGGCGGGGACCACUGCGUGGCGACGUGGGACAUCACCAAGGACAUUUCCGUGUUCGACACCUAA
This is a messenger RNA of Ectocarpus siliculosus, 1932 nucleotides long. Lineage: Eukaryota; Phaeophyceae; Ectocarpales; Ectocarpaceae. The record is from the annotation of a GenBank genome assembly.